This is a messenger RNA of Oncorhynchus keta (chum salmon), 3778 nucleotides long. RefSeq names its product mucin-5AC-like. The record is from RefSeq and is a predicted model, not a curated record. The transcript has 4 exons. NCBI's taxonomy places the organism in Eukaryota, Metazoa, Chordata, Actinopteri, Salmoniformes, Salmonidae. The coding region runs from base 198 to 3545 and encodes 1115 amino acids.
AUGCGAACGUGGGUAGAUUACCUAAAACAGCGAUCGGCCAUCUUGCACUCAGUCUCCAUUUAAUAUCAUACCUCAGUGGUCCACAGUGGAAAGAGAAACCAUGAUGUCACGGACAUAGGCCGCCAAUUCGGAUCAAUCCUCUACAUUACAUUGGAAAUAAUAAUCGAACCUGUGGGGUGAAGCUGGUUGCCGCCAACAUGUCGAAAGAAUGUUUUCAAACCCAGUUCGCCUUUGUUAUGGAGAGUGUAUUGAAUACUGCAGUCACCGAGACAACGAAACUUUUUGAAAAAACUAUUGAGGAACUGCGAGCCGAAAUAUCUAGAAUAAAAGAAGAGAACAAGGACCUCAAAACGAGGCUUCGAUCCCUCGAAAAUGUGAAGAAAUCGACGGGUGAAAGUGAACGCCAAACCGCAGAGCCUGGACCGAGUCAAAGAACAUCACGUAUCGGCAAACGUGACAUUGGUGUCCAAUGCGUCCUGACAGCGCAUGCUUUGCCUCGGGCUGGGGAGCAGCACCGGCGGGAGGAGAACCAGGUGACGGAGCUGCACCGGGGGGCCUACGACGAGGAGGGCAACCCACAGACUGCCUUAGUGCUGAUCAAACAGGAGAUGGACUGGGAGGCAGACUAUUCUGAUGACUACACCCCUGGGUACAUACUGCUGAAGAAGGAGGGGGGAGAUCUCCCGACUCUGGUCCGCAGACAACCUCUCAGAGAGUUACCAGGCAGAGCCCUGGUCCCACCUGGAGCCGUCAGGGCCCUGGUCAACCGUUACACCCAGGAAAGGCCUCCUACCACCCAGCCUACCUCAGCAGAGGCCCCCCUCCAGGGAGAACCAGACACCCAGGAGGCCCCCCAGGCUCUCAGCCCAUCCCAGCCCAGGACUAGAGAGUUUACCAGUGGCAGUGCAGGCCAGGCCCCUGGAGCAGAACAGCAGUCACUGGUAAUACCAGCAGCAGAGUCUCUAUCAACAUUACACCAGACAGCAUCUCCUCAAUCAGCAGCCACUAUCCAGUCUACAACAACUGUCCUGUCUGCUGUAUUGGCCCAGUCCACAGUAACUACUCUGUCAAAAGAAACUGUCCAAACGACCACGGCGGUCCAGUCGACAGCAGCAUCGUCAGAGCGCCCGCCACCUGUCAUCUCCGGGUUACCCAGAACCCCUCUUCAGAAUACACAGCCCAGCCCCGUACCCCCUCGUCCAUCCCCAUCUCCUCGACCAGCACAGUCCCACACAGACGUUCUACCUGUAGCUCGUCCAAUAGCAGUGCCCUCAACACAACCAGCUAGGCCUACAGCUGUACCUGAUGGACCACCGGCCACACCACCAACACAACCAGCUAGGCCUACAGCUGUACCUGAUGGACCACCGGCCGCACCACCAACACAACCAGCUAGGCCUACAGCUGUACCUGAUGGACCACCGGCUGUACCUGAUGGACCACUGGCCGCACCACCAACGCAACCAGCUAGCCUUACAGCUGUACCUGAUGGACCACCGGCCGCACCACCAACGCAACCAGCUAGGCCUACAGCUGUACCUGAUGGACCACCGGCCGCACCACCAACACAGACACAACCGCCUACAGUUUUGGAGAAGUCGGGUGUUGCCACGGCAACUCUGCCAACACCUGUCCAGUCCGCUCCAUCUCCUACUGAGUUGACAGAACCUGCCGGCCCUCCUGAGAAGCAGGUGUUGUUGGUCACUGAACAUGUGCAACACUCCUCCACCGUGCCCGGACCAAAGUCACCUUCUGUCCCAGAGACAUCUUAUGAAACCCCUCUACAGCUGUCAGCCCCUGCUGGAACCACACCCUCUGGCUACUGUCAGAUGUCUAAGACACAGUUUUUAGCUCAGUUGUCAGUAGUACCCCGAGUAUGUGCUCCACCGAGGGUGGAGAAAGACCAGGAGGAGGAAGAUGAGGGGGAGAGGCUUUCCCCCCUCCCUGCCACAUCUACGGAAGCUGUGAUGACAAGGUCUGUCGCUACGGAGACGACCCCCGCCAGCGAAAAUAAGGAGGAGAUUGUUGUCCAGGUAGGCGGCAAGCGAACGUCAAGUCAACGUGAAGCGCUCCUCUCUGGUCUCCGCCUCCGCUUAAGGCCCCGCUCCCAGGACAGCACGCCAUCUCCAGUGGUUGUUAAGAAACCCAGAGGAGAGAGAACCGCCCCUCUAGACCACGACUACUCAAAGGUGAUGGAGGACGAAGAAGAAAAGUCCAGGGAAUCACACGUUGACCAGGAUGUAGUAGAGGACACAGCUAACGGUGAGAUGGCUGACGACAAGUCUAGUGGACAAGUAAGUAGUAACCACAUCAUCAGUGAGGAAGAGGGAGGAGCGAACACUGAUGUGACCUCUCUGACCAGACAAUCACCUAUUGGUGGAGGUGUUGGUGUGUCCAAAUCCAAGAAGAGAAGCAUGACCUGGGUGCAGGCUCAGAGACUAUUGGCGCUAGCCCAGGCUAAGAGGAGUAGGUCAAAGGUCGCCAAGGCCUCACAGAGAGGUCUGAGGUCAGAGCUAAGAGGCUUGGUCACACAGACACAGUUUCUGCCUUCCAACCCACAGCGCCGCCGGUCAUACAGACCCAGCCCACAAGCUGCCUCCAGCCCACGCCGCACCAGCCCUCGCCAGGUUACAGGGGACAACACAAACCCUCCUCCUGCCACCCCUCCUAACCCACAGCCUCACUCCUUCCAGGUCACUUCCACCACCCCUCGUCGCGGAAGACCUCGUUCUGCGGCCGUGGCGACUUUAAAUUUGAAACGUUCUCCCUCCACCCCUCAACCUAUCCCCUUCAUUGUCACCGUCAGCCCUCGCUCUAACUUCAAAAAGUCCCCUCAGUGCCCACGGACUUUCCAGCAGGCGCGCCGAUACCGCCAAUCACAACCGAUGUGGUCACCACCGGGACCGUUACAGCUCCAACAGUCUCCCCAGGCUCCACGGAAACGUCUCGCCAAGAACCAGUGUGCAGACUGCGGCCGUGUCCUGAGCAGCGCCGCUGCUUUAGAGAGCCACGCCUCCCUCCACUCAGGGAAGCGCCCGUUCGCCUGCUCUGCCUGCGGCAAGGACUUCCCCGACCUCAAGGGCCUCAACCGCCACGCCCGCGUCCAUGGUGAUCAGCGGGGCCACCAGUGUCCGAAGUGCGACAAGACCUUUGUCUACCGCUUCGGCCUGACUAAGCACGAGCAGGUGGUCCACAGUGGCGUGCGUCCGUUCAUCUGCCCGAUCUGUGACAAACGCUUAAUUACACAGCGUGACCUGGAGGCUCAUAUCCGCGUUCACACUGGAGAGAAACCAUUUGCCUGCUCCCUCUGUGUGAAGCGGUUCAAGAGGCGUGUGGAGCUGAAUGUUCACCUGAUGUGGCAUAACGGGGAGAAGAGACACUGGUGCUCAUACUGUGGGAAGGGAUUUCUGGAUUACAAUAAUCUGAAGAACCACAAACUGGUCCACACCGGAGAGAAACCUUACACCUGCUCUGAGUGUGGCAAGCGCUUCAAACAGACUGGCCAUCUGAAGAAACACCUGAAGACUGUACACAAAGACCGAUAGACGGCGGGGGGGGAAAAUAUUCAAUGACACCCUAUUCCCUAUAUAGUGCACUAGAUAGGUUGUCAUAGGAGCUAUUGAGGGGGAAUAGUUAUCUCCAUUUGCUGUGAAUUCAAAACCCAGCCGUGUUAGUGUUUAAUGAGGCAGGGAUCCCAAUCUAUUCUGACAGUGAUUGGGAAGGACUUGUUAUUUUAUGUAUUGAUUAAUUAAAAGUAUCAAAGCUUUUGUUUUAUAAA